GUGUUAGGAUUACAGGCAUGAGUCACUGUGCCCGGCCUGUCUUAUUGUCCUAACUAGUUCUUCCAGGCAAAUGCUGGAGAAUAAUAGUGAGAACACACAUCUUUCUCCUGUUCCUUGUUUUCAGGAAAAAACUUCUAGCUUGCAAGGAAAGCUUUCAGAGAAGGUUUAUGUUUUGGCAAGACUCUCCUGACUGCUCCAAGGGCCUCCUUCCAGCUGCUCUGUCGCCUCUAGGAGUCUUGAGGAAGAUGCCAUCACCGCAGACAAUGACUCCUGGGCUGGAGCUACAAAGCCCCAAAGAAGCUGAGGAGCCACAGACCCCAGCUCAGCGCACCCGGCGGACAAGCAGCAGCAAAGAGCCCAGUGCCCUUCAUGAUGACACCAUGAGGCCGGGCCUGGGCACCUUGAGGCGUGCCUUCUCCAGGGCAAGCCAGCGGGCCUUGGCUCAGGUCUCCAAAGAAGACUCAGGGCUGCUAUGGCGAAGGUCCUACUCCCUGUUCCGAUCCUUCAGGCGCGCCCUGGAUGAGGGACCAGCUCCUGGCCAGUCCCAGGUUGCUAUUAUGCCAGAGGUGUCCUCAAGGGUCAAGGAUGGUGUCAGCUGGCAGGCAUCUUCUGGGGUGGGGCCCAAGGAACUGGAAUCCAAGGCAGAAGGCAAAUCUGUGGCCGACCUCAUUACUGAACGGCAACUGCUGGCGGCCUUCGAACAGCUUCGGCACCUAGAGACGAGGCUGGUGGCUGAGAAAGCCUCGCAUACCUUUGAACAGGACCCUACGGCCUUUGCUCGGCGCGCCAUGGACUUAUGCCUACAUUACGAUGGUCUAGCAGCAGAGAUCGGAGCCAUCGUGCGCGAGACGCUGGGACCCGACGGUGUGGACGCUGCCGUGCUAGCUCAGGUAGCCCACGUGGUGCGCGCCGAAGAAGAGGCCCAUCCAGCGUCCCCUGCUGACGGAGACUUUCUGUGUACGCCCCGCCGCUGGCGCCAGCACUGGGAGGAGGCCGUGCAGCGAAGUGCGCAGGAGCGAGUGCGGCAGGCGGGAGCUGGGGGUACAUCUGGGGCCGAGGAGGGCUCGUCGGGCCUGGCCCAGCUUCUGGCCCAGCUUGGUGGGUUGGUUCGCCACGAUCUACAGAAGGUGCGGCUGGAGGUGCAGCCGGCGUACGCAGCAGCCGGCUUUCCAGCAUGGGAGGCCUACCAGAGCGCCUUUCACGGCGCGGUGGCCCAGACCCUCCAGGAGCUAGCGCAGGACGCCCAUGGCUGCGAGCAGCUCUACCUCCUGCUGGACUGGGCUGCCAACGUCUAUGGCAGUCCUGACUUCCUGGGCUCCCCUGGCCUGGAGCAGCCCACGGAGCCCCUGCCCCCGCUUCUAGCACCUGAUGUGUGGGCUCAACUGGAGAGAGACUACACUAGCUUCCUCGAGACCAAGAUUACAGGCUGCUUCGAUAGCAUCUUGGAGCUGGAGAAGAGUCGCUGGGUGGCUGCUGAAGCCCCCAACGUGCUGCAGGGCUUCUACCACGUGCCACUGUCCAUCGACGUCCACAUGCUUGUGGCCGAGCACGUGAAGGCGGGCGGCGCUAUCUCAACUGAGCUGGAGGCCACCACCCUGCAGAUCUGCGCGCGGGCGCUCGGUCUCUUCGUGCCCAGGUUUGAAAAGGCUUUUCUGGAGUCGAAGGCAGUGAGUGAGCCACAUCUGGGAGCCUACAUUAACGCCUGCGAGGAGCUGAGGACCAGUCUUCUGGCCAGGUUUCCAGGAACCUUAGAAGAGCUAGAGAAGCCCUUGGUGGCUGCUACCUGUAGCUUCCAGAAGCACCUCCUUCAGGACUUGCAGCGUGACAUGCAGCCACUCUUUAGGGUUGUGUGUACCAAGGGCUGGCUGACACAGGACACGCUUCGUCCCCUCAUGGACAAGGUGCUGGCUUUUGCUCAUCAUCUAGAGCAUGUAGUCCGGCCAUGGGCACAGGAGACUCUGCAGGAGGUGCACCGGUAUGUGGUCCGUGAGUACUUGGUGCAGGUGCUGAGACCACGAGAGCGGUUUCGGGGUGUCGAGCGGGUGAACAGCUCCCAGAAGAUGAACCUUGAUGCCCAAGCCAUCAGUGACACCUUCCAGGGCUUGGGCUCUGAGGCCAAGUGGCUGGACCAAGCCAUCCCGUGUGUGGCCGAGAUCCUGGGUGAGACAUACAAAGAUGACAUCCAGCGGCAUCUGGAGACACUCAUCCAGAGCUACCCCGACAUCAGGCGGGAUCACAUACUGGCCAUUCUGGCCUUGCGCAGACUGGGCCGCCGUCGGAACCACAGCCUCCUGCAGCAUGCCCAGGAGCUGCUGAAGGCUGUGGCCAAGGCAGUGAACUCAGGGGCCACUGGACCCCAUGUACUCUUUGGGGAGAUUGAGGUGCCCACCUCUAUGGAUGUGCUAAUCACCUGCAUUUAGAGCUCUGUGGCCUGAGAGAGGGCUGUCCUCAGGUGGAGGAUCAGAUACCCUCCUAAGGCACUGAGCCCUGAGCUAGGAGCCUAGGGAGUCACUCUCGGCCCUGCCCCCACUCUGAAGCCUGUAGUUAGGGAAUUUUUGUCUUCAGCCAAGCAGGGCUGCUCAGCCAGAAGGAACAGCAAUGAUAAAGGAAGGCACUUCAGGCAUUUGUGGGGGAGUAUUUUGGGUCCUUCAGAGUUUCCCUUCAAUACUAACCCCCGCUCCGGGGGGGUUUCCUGCCUGCCUAACUGUCCAAUACGAUCCCCCAGUCUGAAAGUAAAGGUCAGAGUAUUUAUUUAAAAAUAAAUGUCAAGUAAAA
Molecule: messenger RNA, 2775 nt
Organism: Otolemur garnettii (small-eared galago)
Lineage: Eukaryota; Metazoa; Chordata; Mammalia; Primates; Galagidae
Gene: EXOC3L4
Product: exocyst complex component 3 like 4
Exons: 13
Coding region: 168-2420 (750 amino acids)
Biological process (GO): exocyst localization; exocytosis
Cellular component (GO): exocyst
Molecular function (GO): SNARE binding
Source: RefSeq, a predicted model, not a curated record